Aegilops tauschii subsp. strangulata is the source of this 2053-nucleotide messenger RNA. RefSeq lists its product as uncharacterized. Gene Ontology annotation, molecular function: protein binding. NCBI's taxonomy places the organism in Eukaryota, Viridiplantae, Streptophyta, Magnoliopsida, Poales, Poaceae. The record is from RefSeq and is a predicted model, not a curated record.
AGGGUUUGUGCCGCGCCGCGCAGCCGAUCUCGCCACCGCCUGACGCCGUCUUCGUCCUCGCCGCGCCCGACGCUGGACGGCUCGCUCCCAGCACUAACGGCGGACGCGCCCUUCCGUCGCCGCCGUUCGUGACGUUCGUCGCUCCCGAGGUUCCUCUCCAAGCGUGCCCAGCCUCCACCGCCCCGAGCACAAGCAGAUUGGAUCCGGUUCGGAGGAGGCUAUAGCCUGAUUUUCGACGAUUGUCGCACACCGAAGGAGCAUCGUUUCAAGAAUAACUGCUGGCGUUUUGUUUGUCGAUUCAAGUUGUCUGUUUUGUUCCUUUUGAGAUCGGAUCGCCAUGAAGUUCAAUAGAGGUCGCCGCCGCAGCCGUGAUUCGAAGGAAGCAGCUCGUUAUGGGGAGGAAAGGCUAAGCGAGGUGCCAAGUGAUGUUGUGGUCAAAGUCCUCGAGACGGUGAAAAUACAGUCGAAGAAAGCAGCUGGUAAUGAGGAGGACAGGCUAAGCGAGCUGCCCAAUGAUUUGCUGCUCAACAUCCUCGAGAAGGUGGGUACGCUUGAUGCCAUAAGAACCUGCAUCCUUUCAAAGCGACUACAGAAGUUGCCCACUAUGCUCUCGCAGAUCGUAAUUGAUCUCAGCCCUCGUGAUUUGUUUGAAAUGGAUGGUGUUGUGGCUGAAGUGACGGACAAGAUCCUUAGUACGAGGUCUCCACAGAUCACUGUUCACAAGCUGAAGCUCAAAUUUUUCUUGGUUCCCUCUCGCUGUCUCUCCAUCGGCAAAUCUGUUGGCCUCGCCAUGGUGACCCAGAAAUUGGAUGCAGCUGAGUUUGAGAUCAUGACACAGAAGGAUUUCAGCCAUUGCACUGAUGCCCAUCGCCUGCUCUAUGCUAAGAAAUUCAAUGAUUUUGUUCGUGAUUGUCCGGAUGCAUUUGCUGGUCUCACGCGGCUGCAUCUACGGAAUAUGAGGUUUGGUAAAUCAGAUAUAUCCAACAUCCUUAGCCAUUGCAAGCGGUUGGAGUUCUUGUCUUUCUUCGAGUGUGACGAGGGGGUCCGUUCGGUGCUCCAUGUAGAACACGCUCAACUAGUUGAGCUUGUUAUCAUCUUUGGGAAAUUUGAAACAGUGGAGCUUGCCUGUCUACCAAAGCUCCAGCGGAUGAUCUAUAGGGAUUGGCAGUAUGAUGAUAAUCCCUUGGUUCUUGGUUUUGUCCCUCAGCUUUCGAAGCUCAGUCUUGCUUGUCCAUACUUUUCAGGCAAGACACUCAACUUAAGCAAGCUUCUUGCUAAUGCCCCCACUGUAAGCGAUUUGUAUCUGGAGUUUCGAAGUGAAAAGAUUUGGAUUCAACCAGAGUGCUCAAAAGUGCUUGCUCCUGUGCUUGCCAAACUACGGUUUGUGAAUCUGGACCAUCUUCCCGAAGAAUGUGAUAUCUCCUGGACACUGUUCCUUCUUGAAGCUGCACCAUACCUAGAGGAGCUUUGCAUCACAGUAUGGGACCAUAAGUGCCGAAUCGAGUCACAAAAGAGCGUCUCCAAGAAAACGGAUGUGAAGUGGGAACCAUCUGAUCCUCAUUUUAAGCAGAAGAAUCUGGCAAGGCUAACUAUCUACGGCUUCCAGUCCGAUGACAAUUUCAUCGGAUACGUUAGACGCGUCAUUCAAGCUGCGGCGAACAUCAGGGAGGUAUCCCUGCACGCCAGGAAGGUGUGCCCAUUGUGUUUCGAAAAGUUUCCUCAGGCGGCGGUUCGUCCUUCGAGUUAUCCACGGACCAGCGAGGAGUUUGGUUUGUUGAGGGAGAAGAUGACAGCAGCGUCGGCUACGGCUUCUCCUAUUAUUCACUUCCGCUCAUUAGGUUGAGUGGAAGAUGAACCUCUAUCUGAAAGACCCUACGUCCGCGCUACUGCAUAUUCUGCAGAAAUGUAUCUCGGCUACCUAUUUGUUCGAACGACUCAUUUAGCUAUUUUCGACAAAUGAAUCAGAUAAAAUAAGCACGUUUAUGUUUUGGUCGUGCAGUAUCGUGCUUAUGUUGAAUACAGUCAAUAUUCAGUUCGAAUGAUGGUCUGUUUU